CGGCAAGUGUUGAUUUUACGUGUGUGAUGAAAGAGUUUGUUGGCAUGCAAGAAUUUAUGUGGCGGCACGCAUACACUCCAUUUAAUUGUAUUGCAAAUUGUCACAACGCAUAUGCUGCCAUCUCCGAUUCAACUUCACGAAAGGCAAAGUACUUGGAAAGAGUGUUUCCACCGUUUCAGAAAAAAAUCGACUGCACGAAAGAAGAAAGAAGAAUAACUGCAUCCUGCAAAGUCAAGAUUAAAUCGCUAGAAUUAGACCAGUUCUCGGAUUUGCCUUUGAUUUAUUUCCCCUCAUUUGCACAGGUGCGGAGGUUCGAAGCUGAGAAGUUUUGCACCCGUCAUGGAUUAAAUUUCGGAAUAGACGAGUCGUUCAUGGGAUUCAUCACAGAUGGUUUUCCGGAAGUGAAAAUAUGGAUGGCUAAUGUUGAAAAACAAAAUACGAGCAAACAAGUCACCUGCCUAGUAUUUGACAAGAAAAGAAGUUCUAGUGGGGUAACCCCGGAAAACUGCCAAAAUACAAAUAAUUUUGUGUGUGUUUUGCCGAAAAACUGUCAUAUGGACACGUGCUCGACAAAUUGUUCUAAGGAGUUGUGCAAUGAAUUGCAAAAUGAUAAUAGCUGCGAGUCUAAUUGCCCAAAACCAUUUUGUGGGGAAGAGAAAGCUGAAAAAUUUGGAUAUAAACCAGAUGACGGUGAACUCUUAGAAGCGUGUGGAAAGCAGUACAUUUUUUCAAGAGCUCCUAGAUUCAACCAAAACUCAACUGUUUCAUUUUGCUGCACGAAACACAUGAGCGCUGGAAGUGUUUCUUCUUUGGACGAGGCCAAGUGUUUGGCCCGCGAAAUGAUCAAAAGAAAUAUUGGUGACGUGCCUUUCUGGACAAGCGCGAGGCCGAGCAACUGCACUGAUUUUUCCACGUGGUGUGCGCUGGACGGGUCUGGAGAAGUCGUUGACCAAACUUCAUUGCAGAUUAAUAUCAAAAGUAGAAAUUCAAAGAAGCGAUUUGUUACAGUGAAGGCAAAUGUGCAGACUGAGUCUCUGACUUUUGAAUUUGAAGACCCCGCAGUCUUGGCCAGAGCUAUGUGUUCACGACCGAGCCCACUGACUUGCGCCGAGUCUCUGUGUGCUCCUAUGGGAUUUAAUGAGCAGUUGGGAUGGGCAGCGGAUGCUUUUAUACAAUUUAUGCUACAAAUUUCAUUUACAACAUUUCCAUGUUUACAGUUAGAGCAGAGUAGGAAAGCUAAGAAAACUGCUUUUUAUAGGUCAGAUUGCAAAUACAUGUAUGGCUGCAAUAAAGUAUUUGACGUGUGUUACGUGCCAGACCCCUACUAUUUGGCCGCUAAAUGGGGUCAAGCUUCCUCUAUAGAGUAUCGGAUGGUAAUGCUUACCCUCGAGACUCAAGAAAAAAUGGAAUGUUUUUUGAAACUUUUGAAAGCAAACAAUAUGAAGACCGUAACGUUUAAUGUCAAUGCUGUGUCCUUCGGCUGCCCAAAAUCAAACAGAUGGUGCCAGAUUCCUGAGAAUCCCUUUCUGAACAGCUCCUACAUCCCUUGGGCAAAAGGAGAACCGAGCAUGGACCCGUCUAAGGAAUGCGUCUUAGUGAAGUACGAUGCGGACAAAAAAUCUUUCACGUUUACCAAAAAUUCUUGCAAAUAUUCUCCUAAUCUGCGUUUUUCAGAAACUAUUGAUUUUUAUCCACAACAUUCAUUGGGAAUUUCUUAAAUCAAAUUGUUUACUAUUAAGAGGGAGGGACUAAAAGUGUUUAAUGAGAAAUUAAACAAAUUAAUUGUUCUUCUUCUGUGUGAAACUGAAUUAAAUAUAAUUGUA
Cloeon dipterum is the source of this 1823-nucleotide messenger RNA. RefSeq lists its product as uncharacterized. The coding region runs from base 27 to 1718 and encodes 563 amino acids. The record is from RefSeq and is a predicted model, not a curated record. The transcript is spliced from 17 exons. NCBI's taxonomy places the organism in Eukaryota, Metazoa, Arthropoda, Insecta, Ephemeroptera, Baetidae.